Acanthosepion pharaonis is the source of this 1488-nucleotide messenger RNA. NCBI's taxonomy places the organism in Eukaryota, Metazoa, Mollusca, Cephalopoda, Sepiida, Sepiidae. The record is from the annotation of a GenBank genome assembly.
AUGCAGACGAUACCAAAAGAAUAUAUUUCAACCCCUUUCAUUCAUUCUUUCUUUCUUUGCGUCUUUUUUUUCUUUUUUUCUUUUUUUUUUCUUUCUUUCUUUCUUUCUUUCUUUCUUUCUUUCUUUCUUCUGAGAUUCCAAACUAAAGCAUUUUCAAUUCCUCUCUUUCUUUAUUUUCUCCUGAGAUUCCAAAAGAAAACAUUUUCAAUCGCUUUCUUUCUUUCUUUCUUUCUUUCUUUCUUUCUUUUGAGAUUCCAAAUCUAUACAGUCCCAAAAGAAACAUUUUCAAUCGCUUUCUUUCCUUUUUUGUCUUUCUUUUUUUUUCUUUCUUUUUUCUUUCUUUUUUCUUUCUUUUUUCCUUCUUUCUUUCAUUUUCUUUCUUUCUUUUUCUUUCUUUCUUUCUUUUUCUUUCUUUCUUUUUCUUUUUUCUUUCUUUCUUUUUCUUUCUUUCUUUUUUCUUUUUUCUUUUUCAUUUUUUCUUUCUUUUUUCUUUCUUUUUUCUUUCUUUCUUACUUUUUCUUUUUUCUUUCUUUCUUUAUUUUAUCUUUCUUUCUUUCUUUUUUCUUUCUUUUUUCCUUCAUUCUUUCAUUUUCUUUCUUUUCUUUCUUUCUUUCUCUUUCUUUCUUUUUUCUUUCUUUUUUCUUUCUUUUUCUUUCUUUCUUUCUUUCUUUUUUCUUUCGUUUUCUUUUUUCUUUCUUUUUUCUUCCUUUCUUUCUUUUUCUUUCUUUUUUCUUUCUUUUUUCUAUCUUUCUUUCUUACUUUUUCUUUCUUUCUUUUUUCUUUCUUUUUUCUUUCUUUUUUCUUUCUUUCUUUCUUACUUUUUUCUUUCUUUUUUCUUUCUUUCGUUCUUUUUUCUUUCUUUCUUUCUUUCUUACUUUUUCUUUCUUUUUUCUUUCUUUCUUUCUUUGUUACUUUUUCUUUCUUUUUUCUUACUUUCUUUUUUCUUUCUUUUUUCUUUAUUUCUUUCAAUUUUCUUUCUUUCUUUUUUCUUUCGUUCUUUUUUCUUUCUUUCUUUUUUCUUUCUUUCUUUUUCUUUCUUUCUUUACUUCUUUCUUUUUUCUUUCUUUCGUUCUUUUUUCUUUUGAUAUUCCAAAUCUAUACAGUUUCAAUCCUUUCUUUCUUUCUUUCUUUCUUUCUUUCUUUCUUUUGAGAUUUCAAACCAAAGCAUUUUCAGUUUCUUUCUUUUUUUUUUUUUCUUUCUUUCUUUCUUCUUUCUUUCUUUUUUUUCUUUACUUUUGUUUGUUUCUUUCUUUCUUUCUUUCUUGCUUGCUUCUUCUGAGAUUCAAAAAAAGUAUCUUCAAUCCCAUUCUUUCUUUCUUUCUUGCUUUCUUUCUUUCUUUCUAUCUAUCUAUCCUUCCUUUUUCCCUUCCUUUGAGAUUCCAAACCAAAGUAAUUUUAAUUUCUUUCUUUCUUUCUUUCUUUCUUUCUUUCUUUCUUUCUUUCUUUCUUUCUUUCUUUUUCUUUCUUUCUUUCUCCUGUGAUUGCUAG